GCAGCCGCCGCCAUGGACGUGGGCCCCUCGCCGCACAGCCUGGACGCGCCGCCGCACACGGGCACCACCGUGGUGGCGGUGUGCUUUGACGGCGGCGUGGUGGUGGGCGCCGACUCCCGCGUCUCCACAGGCACCUACAUCUCCAACCGAGCCUCCGACAAGAUCACCCCGCUGGCAGACAACGUGUACCUGCUGCGCUCCGGGUCGGCGGCAGACACACAAGCGGUGGCAGACUACGUACGAUACUUCACUGAGCAGCACGAGAUGCAGCUGCAGCGCACGCCGGGGGUGCGCACAGUGGCGCAGCUAGUCCGAGAGAUGAAUUAUCAGUACAAGCACCUGGUGGGGGCGAUGAUAGUGGCGGGAUGGGACGAAGACGAGGGCGGCCAGGUGUACGGCUGCCCCAUCGGCGGCACCAUCAGCCGCGAGCCCUGGACCACCGAUGGCUCCGGCUCCACCUUCAUCUGGGGCUUCCUGGACUCGGAGUUCAAGGACGGCAUGGGCCGGCAGGAUGCCGAGGACUUGGUGGCGAUGGCGCUGGCGCUGGCCAUGUCGCGGGACGGAUCGUCGGGAGGCGUCAUCAGGCUGGUGACGGUGAGCAAGGAGGGGGCGACGCGGCGGCUCAUCACGCCGGAGGAGCACCCAGUGUUCUGGGAUGAGAUUCCGGCCCCGGCUGGCAUGGUGGUAUAAGGCAGCGGGGUGGCCUGCAUGCAGCAUGCAGCUGCCACCAGCGGCAGGCUUGCCCCCAGUGCAGCCGAACCUGCUUGCUGCACACUCCCCAUUAUUGUUUCUCUAUUGUACCACCACCACCACCACCACCACCAUCCUUGGCCGCCCAGGAUUGUAACAGAAUCGCUGCCG
Messenger RNA from Chlorella variabilis, 861 nucleotides. RefSeq lists its product as hypothetical. Gene Ontology annotation, molecular function: threonine-type endopeptidase activity. Bases 13 to 690 code for a protein of 225 amino acids. Gene Ontology annotation, cellular component: proteasome core complex. The record is from RefSeq and is a predicted model, not a curated record. NCBI's taxonomy places the organism in Eukaryota, Viridiplantae, Chlorophyta, Trebouxiophyceae, Chlorellales, Chlorellaceae. The transcript has 7 exons.